Messenger RNA from Octopus sinensis (East Asian common octopus), 2417 nucleotides. Its product is annotated as inositol hexakisphosphate and diphosphoinositol-pentakisphosphate kinase 2. Gene Ontology annotation, cellular component: cytosol. The transcript has 12 exons. The record is from RefSeq and is a predicted model, not a curated record. Lineage: Eukaryota; Metazoa; Mollusca; Cephalopoda; Octopoda; Octopodidae. The coding region runs from base 888 to 2387 and encodes 499 amino acids. Gene Ontology annotation, molecular function: inositol hexakisphosphate kinase activity; 5-diphosphoinositol pentakisphosphate 1-kinase activity; diphosphoinositol pentakisphosphate kinase activity. Gene Ontology annotation, biological process: inositol metabolic process; inositol phosphate biosynthetic process.
UUCUGCCAUAAAAACAAUAUGUCUGCUAGACGGAUCAGAAGCUCAAAAGCAACAUUGAUAUCAACGUUAUUAUCAAAUAACCUCUGACAAACAAUGUUGAUUUCACUGAAAUUUCUUUUUUGAUGUAUCUUCUUUAUUUUACACGUCUUUUAUUGGAAUUUUCUUUGGAAUUAUUUCAAAUUAUUCCCAAUGACAUACGUUUAGCAGGUGAAGAAGAAAUUCAAAAGCAACAAAAAUAUCGACAUUAUUAUCAAAUAACCUCUGACAAACAAUGUUGAUUUCACUGAAAUUUCUUUUUUGAUGCAUCUUCUUUAUUUUACACGUCUUUUAUUGGAAUUUUCUUUGGAAUUAUUUCAAAUUAUUCCCAAUGACAUACGUUUAGCAGGUGAAGGAGAAAUUCAAAAGCAACAAAAAUAUUGACAUUAUUAUCAAAUGUAUUGUGAUAAAUUACAUUGACUUUACUAAAUACCCUUCUUUGAUUUAUCGACUGCUUUUUUAAAUACUUACUUAAAAGAAAAAUACUUGAAAUUAUUUCACAAAAAAAAAAAAAGGAGAAAAAGGUUCGUAGAAAAAUAUGGAGAGUUGAUGCCGAAGCCAGGAGAUUUUUUAUAAAUGUGCUGCUGUGUUUAUACACCCAUGUUCCACUGCUAAAGUCUCUUAUAAUACAUACCUACAUACAGAGAUACAUACUUAAAAGCGGGUGCAUAUUCUUAUGCUGCUCUUCAGAAAGUUCACAACGCAACAUAGAUAUGUGUGUAUAUCUACAGAACUAUAUCUAGCACCAUAAAAAUCAUGUUUCUAUGGAAGGACCAACUGACCAUGUAUAUAUAAAUUUAUUCACAAGUAUGUAUUUUUAUGUCUGUGUGUAAAAAUUAGACGAAGCAAAAAUGUCGACUGGCAACUUUCCGACGAUGUACCCUGUAGAGUCGUUUGAUAAUUUGACCGACGACUUGAGUUGUGCGGAUUUCCCUGAGUGCCGACCUUCGUUCUACGUUGGAGAAGAUUUGAUCAUUAAAUCGGAAAAACCAAUUGAUGGCAACAAGAUCAAAGUCGGUGUGUGUGCAAUGCGCAAGAAGUCAAGAUCGAAACCCAUGUGCGAAAUACUGGACAGACUGGAACGCUUUGACUAUAUUGAGGUGGUCGUCUUUGAGGAGACGGUCAUCUUGGAUGACCCCGUCGAGGACUGGCCUGUGGUUGAUGCCCUCAUCGCCUUCUUCUCCAAUGGGUUCCCACUAGAGAAAGCAGUACAGUAUGAGAAACUGCGUAACCCUUUCAUGAUUAACGAUCUCCAAAUGCAGUAUGUCCUCCAAGACAGGAGAGAAGUCUACAAAAUACUCAAGAAAGAAUGCAUCGCCCACCCUCGUUAUGCUGUCCUGAAUCGAGAUGUCAAUGAUGAGACUGACCUACAGUUCACAGAAACUGAAGAUUGCAUCGAGAUGUCUGGCGAUGUGUUCCAGAAGCCCUUCGUUGAGAAACCUGUCGAUGCGGAGGACCAUAACGUCUACAUAUAUUUCCCCGUGGCCGCUGGAGGGGGAAGUCAGCGUCUAUUCAGAAAACGGUGGUUGUCAGCUAGCAAUCUUGAUGAUGACAUAAAAUAUACCCGACCUGUCAGUAGGUACCAUAUUGGCGCUCGAAGUAGUGUAUACUCCCCAAUUAACAAGGUACGAAAAACAGGGUCCUACAUAUACGAAGAGUUCAUGCCCACAGAUGGCACCGACGUAAAGGUAUAUGCAGUUGGCCCUGACUACGCCCACGCUGAAGCGAGAAAGUCUCCCGCACUUGAUGGCAAAGUAGAAAGAGAUAAAGACGGCAAGGAAGUACGAUAUCCUGUUAUUCUCAGUGCCAUGGAGAAGUGCAUUGCCAGAGAAGUUUCCCUUGCCUUCAAGCAAACUGUGUGUGGUUUUGAUCUUCUCCGUGCUAAUGGGAAAUCUUAUGUGUGUGAUGUCAAUGGAUUCAGUUUUGUGAAGAAUUCCAGCAAAUAUUAUGAUGAUUGUGCUAAGAUACUAGGGACUAUGGUAAUGCGGAACCUGGCGCCUCAGCUGCACAUCCCAUGGGUUCUAGGUUCAGCUCCAGAAGAUGUACCAGUUGUCCCUACAACAUCAGGCUCAAUGAUGGAACUCCGCUGUGUCAUUGCAGUUAUCAGACAUGGAGACAGAACUCCAAAACAGAAGAUGAAAAUGGAAGUCAAACACGCCAAGUUUUUCGAGCUGUUUCAAAAAUACCAGGGCUACAGGAAGGGCCACCUGAAACUGAAGAAGCCCAAACAGCUACAGGAGGUGUUGGAUAUCGUUAGGUUUUUGUUGAACGAGAACAAAGUGAAGAAGAACAGUGUCAUAGAGGAGAAGAAGGCCAAACUGGAGCAGUUGAAACUUGUGUUAGAAAUGUAAGUAUUUGCCACUGUUCUGCAGUGAUGGUCA